AUGGAGAAUACAUCCCGAUUCCGGAGACCUUUAUUUACGGAAUCCCAGCGAAAGGGUCUAAAUUCGUCACUGGUUCGCUCCCUGCGUAAUGUCGAUCCCGGGCACGCUCUAUCGGAGCUGGAUGAGCAGGCGAUAGAAGCGCAACCUGCAGACUAUCCGCUCUCACGGGGCCCAUUCGGUGUCUUCCCAGUACAAACCACCAAGUUUAACCAUUCUCCGACCUCUAUCAGCACAGACACUACUCCGGUAACCGACUCGCAAGUGUUGAUGAAUGACCUGGUCGACCCCGCCCUAGCAGAUGCGGGAGAAACGGCGAGUAUUCUCGAUCCUGCUACUUUCGAACUGGGUGUAGACGAUGCCCUCGAGGACUCGACGGUCUUAGAUCAUGACCCCAUAUCCUUGGCAGGCUCGCUGCUGUUGCACGACAUCGGUUCGGAAGACUCGGUGGCUCGGCUUUAUGAAACCUACGAGAAUACCCAUUUUGAUGCACUAGAUGGGCCUAUUCCGUUCCAUAGCUUCCUCUUUCCAAACCCACAGGGUUCUCGGUUCCCGGGUGAUUCGUGGCUACUUCUGGCUAACUACCGCGAUAAGGUGGUUCCUUUGCUGAGCCCUCUAAAUCCCUCUGCAAAGUCACCGUGGCAUCAUUUGAUCCUUCCUUGUGCGAUGAAUACAAUGGCAGAGAUGACAAUGGGAGGAACCACGAGUCAUGCCCGGUCUGCCCUGUUGCAUGCAUUGUUGGCCACUAGUGCUUCUCACAUACAGCUAUCGUCUUUUACUUCUCCAGAGGACUCGUGGAACCUUACAUCGCAUUAUUACAAACAACGAGCUCGGCAUGACUUGAGGCGUUGCUUGCAGGAGGAGGCAUCGUCGCGGGUAAAGAAAGCUAAAUACAAGGAUAUCCUGAUGGCCCUUUUAUCAAUGGCUAUCUUGAACGUGUUCGAUGCCGACGCCGACUCUCUACUUGCUUGUCUACUAGUCACAGAGAAGUACAUCAGCAGGAAAGGGUUAAGUAAACCAUCCUUGUCACGAAAAGCCCGACUUCUCCAUCACUGCUAUGCCUAUCUAAGAAUAUUCAACGAAUCGGUCGUUCUCUCCGACGUGUCCACAGACCCAUUCCACGACCUGGGUGUGGCACUGGAUCCCGUUUCGACCGCCAAAGCCCCCCGAUUCCGCAUCUCACGCUGGUCAGAUACGCCCGACUUCGCCCUCGCCACAGUCAAGUCCAUUGAACUAGGACAUCACGAUCUUCACCUCGAGCAUCCCGCACGUUGGGACUUAACCAUGUAUCCGGAGAUUUUCGGCAUUCCCGAGUCCUUCUUAAGUCUGAUGUCGCACGUCACCCGUCUCGGCAACGAGCGCGACUUGCUCAUGAGCGGUCGUCUAGACGGCCCCUCUCCAAACACCCGCGAUUUCCUCCUGCGUGCCAAACUAGUCGAAGAGCACAUCUGCCGCUGGGAUCCCGCCCAGGACCCUGAAAGCAGCAGUCAAAACCUACCCAUGAUGCUUGCGAUGCAAAAGGCGCUGUUGAUUUUCUUUUACAGACGCUUCUACGAUGUGCAGACAACUACUCUCCAACAGGAAGUCCGAGAGGUUCGGGAUCUCCUACUCACGUCCAAGACGGCCAGCCAUAAUGUAUACAUGAUCUGGCCUGGCUUCAUCGCUGCUUGUGAGGCGCUGGGUCCGGAUCUGCAGGAUUAUUAUCGAGGGUGGUUUACAGACUGUUUUCGGAAUACUGGACUUCCAUCGUUUCAAGUUGCGAAAUCUAUUGCCGAGUCAAUAUGGACGAGCGGAAGGGGUGGACAGGAACGGUCAUUGCAAUGGCCGGACGUUGUUCGCUCCUCGGGUCAGCGACUGGUCCUGUUCUAA
This is a messenger RNA of Aspergillus melleus, 1866 nucleotides long. RefSeq names its product fungal specific transcription factor domain-containing protein. The record is from RefSeq and is a predicted model, not a curated record. Gene Ontology annotation, cellular component: nucleus. The transcript is spliced from 3 exons. Gene Ontology annotation, molecular function: transcription cis-regulatory region binding; DNA-binding transcription factor activity. The coding region runs from base 1 to 1866 and encodes 621 amino acids. Gene Ontology annotation, biological process: positive regulation of transcription by RNA polymerase II. Lineage: Eukaryota; Fungi; Ascomycota; Eurotiomycetes; Eurotiales; Aspergillaceae.